This is a messenger RNA of Xylaria bambusicola, 2091 nucleotides long. Its product is annotated as major facilitator superfamily domain-containing protein. Gene Ontology annotation, biological process: transmembrane transport. The record is from RefSeq and is a predicted model, not a curated record. Lineage: Eukaryota; Fungi; Ascomycota; Sordariomycetes; Xylariales; Xylariaceae. Gene Ontology annotation, cellular component: fungal-type vacuole membrane. The transcript has 2 exons. The coding region runs from base 236 to 1924 and encodes 562 amino acids. Gene Ontology annotation, molecular function: transmembrane transporter activity.
CUAGCAUUGACGGACUGCUCUGCGUCUAGCAAUAACGGCAAACACCCUGCUGGCCACGGCAUAUAGCGGGCGGAUCUGCUCAGCUGGCAAGCUUCAUCUUGCUGGCCACGUCUGUCUUUGGUUUCGAAUCAACUCCAAGUGCAGACGGUGUUUUCUCCGAAUAGAGAAAAUAUAAUUAUAUCUUUUCAAUAGAUAUACGCCACCAGAGCGCCAGCAUACAAGAAUUUGCCACCAAAUGUCUCUCCCGCGUGUUGGGUCUCUUGAGACCUUUCUCAGCGUCCCUACCGAGGGCGAGAGAUCCCGUAGGGGCUCUAUUGCGUCCACAGCUCCUUCGAUGAGACCACGCAGACUCAGUUUCAACCCGCUGCCGGAGUCAUGGGAUCCAGUCAUCGCUCGAGAAAUAGAUCGGCCUGCCCAGACUAUCGGAGCCUUCGAGGUGCCCCGGUGGAAGCGAAUCCUCCAAAUUGUAUGUGCAGUGAUAUAUUGCUUCUUCGCCGCUGGUGUCGUCUUUGGGUAUGCCGCUAUAAAGCCUGUGCUGAAGCAGACGGGGGCCUAUCAAGAUAUCUGCGAGGGCAAUGACAUGUGUGUGGAGAUUCGGCUGAAUUUUAUGUUCACUGUUGCCGCCGUGGCUACGAAUGUCGCGGCCCUUCCCGUCGGUGCUAUUCUCGACCACUACGGGCCCCGGGCGUGUGGCUUGAUUGGUGCUAUUUUCCUAGUAGUCGGCGCUGGUUUCAUGGCUUCCGCCGAGAAAGCGUCAUUUGACGCUCUUCUUCCAGGGUAUUUGUUCCUGGCCCUUGGUGGGCCAUUCACUUAUAUCUCGUCGUUCCAGCUCUCGAAUGCUUUCCCUCAAAACUCUGGCCUGAUAUUAGCGUUACUCACGGGAGCGUUUGACGCUUCUAGUGCGCUGUUUCUUCUUUAUCGUAUCAUAUUCGAGAAAACAAAUGGGGCUUUCGGCCUCUCGAAGUUCUUCAUCGCCUAUCUGGCUGUGCCCGUAGUUAUCAUUAUUAUGCAACUAACCAUCCUUCCACGACAGUCGUAUAAGACGGUGGGGGAGAUGAUUGUAGACUAUGAAACACCAGGUUUGAACGACCCUCUCAAUUCCAGCGCCAUCGAAAACGACGACCAAGUCGAUGAGGAAACGGCACUCCUACGUCAGGAGCAGCGAGAACACAACGAGAAUAUUGCCCACGAGAUCGAAGAAUUGCUUGGAACAGAGACAGCCGAUAAACAGGCCCAACGAGAAGAGGUGACAAACAAUCUGAGCGGAGUCUGGGGCGUGAUGCAUAACCAUACAGCGCUUGAGCAGAUCCGUUCACCCUGGUUUAUACUCAUCUGUCUCUUCACUGUCUUACAGAUGACGCGAAUCAACUACUUCGUGGCGACAAUCCGGGUACAAUACAGUGCUAUACUGGGAUCUACGGAGAAAGCCACUCAGAUUAACAACUUCUUUGACCUCGCUUUGCCGCUAGGCGGCAUCAUCUCGAUCCCAUUCAUCGGCGUCGUCCUCGACAACACUAGCACAGUGACCGUGUUAACAACCCUUGUCACGGUUGCCACGAGCAUCGGAAUCCUUGGUGUGCUGCCAUUCGAAUGGGCAGCCUACGCAAACAUCUGCCUCUUCGUCCUGUACCGUCCUUUCUACUAUACAGCGGUCAGCGAUUACAGCGCCAAGGUGUUUGGGUUCCAGACAUUUGGCACGGUGUACGGCACUAUCAUCUGCCUCGCGGGCCUUCUCAACUUCAGCCAGAGCGGGCUUGAUUACCUAUUCCAUGAGACAUUCAAUGGGAACCCCAUCCCCGUGAACCUGAUCCUGCUCUCACUUGGUUUGGCCGUUGGUAUCUGCUUGGUUGGGUAUGUUGGCUUGAAGGCGAAGUGGUUGAGGAUGAAGAGGGAGGCUGCGUAUACGAAUGGUGCAGAAUACUAGGAUUGUUCUUUCGCUAUAUUUGUAAAUGUUGUGCAUUGUAGACUGAUUGCAUACAUCUUUUUGCUCUGCGGGGGAGGCUUUGGAUCUGAUUAUAUAAUCUAUUAGGCGCUUAUAAGUUACUUAGGAAGGUGAAACUAAAAUGAAAUGGAUAAAUAUGAUUGGCAUGA